This is a messenger RNA of Nerophis ophidion (straightnose pipefish), 2262 nucleotides long. Its product is annotated as actin-related protein 2/3 complex subunit 4-like. The record is from RefSeq and is a predicted model, not a curated record. Gene Ontology annotation, biological process: actin filament polymerization; Arp2/3 complex-mediated actin nucleation. Gene Ontology annotation, cellular component: Arp2/3 protein complex; actin cytoskeleton. The coding region runs from base 31 to 393 and encodes 120 amino acids. The transcript has a single exon. Lineage: Eukaryota; Metazoa; Chordata; Actinopteri; Syngnathiformes; Syngnathidae. Gene Ontology annotation, molecular function: actin filament binding.
AGAAGGUGGGGAUUGAACCAGGAAUCUUUUAUGUUGCUGGCGCAGCCACUCUCCCACCUUGCCACGCUGUCCCCAAUGACUUUUCUGUUAUGUUUGAUUAUCCAUCCAUCCAUUUUCUACCGCUUAUUCCCUUUCGGGGUCGCGGGUAUUAGCCGUUUUGAAACAAUUAAGGUACGGGCGGAGAACUUCUUUAUUCUGAGGAGGAAACCAGUAGAGGGUUAUGAUAUCAGCUUCUUGAUCACCCACUUCCACACGGAGCAGAUGUACAAACACAAGCUGGUGGACUUUGUCAUCCAUUUCAUGGAGGAGAUCGACAAGGAAAUUAGCAAGAUGAAGUUGUCCGUUAAUGCCAGAGCUCGUAUUGACGCCGAGGAGUUCCUCAAGAAUUUCUGACGACCGCCUCCACACGCAAGCACGCAAAGUCUGUAACGGCCAAUCAGGAUUGAGGAACUUUGGGUGCACACAGCCAAUCAGUGAGGGAACAACAACGGAACAUGACCUACUCAGUGGUGAAACCCGCCUAUGUUUAUCUCUGUAGUCCUGCAUAUCAGUGACUGUAAAUAAAAAGUCACUUUCCUUAGCCCUUUCAAUUGUCUGCCACUUUGAACAAAUGCCCCAACAAACCAAGGCGUGUCCUUAAAGGGGAACAUUAUCACCAAACCUAUGCAAGCUUCAAUAUAUACCUUGAUGUUGCAGAAAAAAGACCAUGUAUUUUUUUUAACCGAUUUCCGAACUGGAAAUGGGUGAAUUUUCGCAAAUUAAACGCCUUUCUGUUUAUCGGUCUUUUAGCGAUGACGUCAGAACGUGACGUCACCGAGGUAAUACACCCGCCAUUUUCAUUUUCAAAACAUUACAAACAGCGGGUCUCAGCUCUGUUAUUUUCCGUUUUUUCGACUAUUUUUUGAAACCUUGGAGACAUCAUGCUUUGUCUGUGUGUUGUCGGAGGGUGUAACAACACUAACAUGGAGGGAUUCAAGUUGCACCACUGGCAAGAAAUCUGCCGCCAGACCCCCAUUGAAUUUGCCAGAGUGUCUGCACAUUUUACCAGCGAUGCUAAGGCAGACAUGGCACAGAGAUUUAUGGAUAACCUGCAGAUGCAUUGUCAACGAUUAAGUCAACGAAAUCACAAAGGUGAAUUUUGUUGAUGUUGUUGACUUAUGUGCUAAUCAGACAUAUUUGGUCGGGGCAUGACUGCCAGCUAAUCGAUGCUAACAUGCUACACUAAUCGAUGCUAACAUGCUAUUUACGCUAGCUGUAUGUACAUUUGAAACUAGAUACCCACAUUUAAUGCAAAACAAACACUUACCAAUCGACGGAUUUAAGUUGCUCCAGUGUCACAAGAUGCGAAAGUCCUGAUCGUUUGGUCCGCACAUUUUACCGGCAAUGCUAAUAAGGCAGCCAUGCUAUGGGCCACUUCAUUAGGUACACCCAUGCUAUGGCCGAAUAGCGUCAAUAGCUAUUCGCUCAAUAGCUUCAAUUUCGUUUUCCCUAUCUGCCUCCAUACUCCGACCAUCUGUUUCAAUACAUGCGUAAUCUGUUGAAUCGCUUAAACCGCUGAAAUCCGAGUCUGAAUCCGAGCUAAAGUCGCUAUAUCUUGCUUUGGUAACCACCAUGUUGUUUGUAUUGGCAGCCCUGUAUGACAUCACAGGGAAAUGGACAGUCGUAUAGCAAAUAGCGAAAAUCAAGAACUUUAAAGCUUUUUUUAGGGAUAUUCCGGGAGGUGUAAAAUUUAGAAAAAAAACUUCAAAAAAUAAAACAAGCCACUGGGAACUGAUUUUUAUUGUUUUUAACCCUUUUGAAAUUGUGAUAAUGUUCCCCUUUAAAACCUUUUAAACAUGCUGGUAUCCACGAAUACAGAGACUAGGAGUGUGUUCAAAUGCAAUUAAAUAGAUGUUAAUAUUGUAUGUCAGUCUGUCUGCCAUCAGUGUCAAUUUUGUCUUCAAAUUCACACAUGUGGAAAGAAAUUAGUCCCCAAAAUGAAUGUGUAAAGUUAAUAAAAUUCCAAGUGUUUCUAAAAAUAAAUAAAAAAAUUAAGGUACGUAAAUAUCUAAUUUCACAAAAUACCGGUGUAUAUCUGUGGGUUAUAGUCCGGUGCAGCUAAUGUAUGAAAAUCUAUUUUUUUCCGAAGAUUGCUGGUUGCCACUUAUAUAUCCGUGAAGCUUACAGUCUGGAAACUUCGGUACUUCCACUUUACAAUAACAGAUAAUGUAAAAUAUUUCAUAUUUUUGAAGUAACAUGCCCAACUCAGAAGAAACCAUAUAC